CCUUGAAUACCAUCUCCGAACCAAGACAAAAUACCAGAUCCUUCCUUUCCACUUUUGAGACACUUGACCAUUAUCCCAGGGAUCUUGACUUCGUCUCAAACCCACUCAUACCUUCUGUGUCUCACAAAUCACAAUGCGAUUCUUCGCCUUGAUAGCUGUCUUUUUAGGAAGCAGCACCGUCCUCGCCGCCCCAGCCAACGCCAAGCGAGAUUCAUCAUGUUGCUGUUGCGACAUCUCAGAACCUGCCGUCGUUUGCAAGAAGAUGGACGACUGCCUAUGUUUGGAUGUCUAUUGCCCGGACGAUGCUCCCACCAUCUGGGCCAAUACUGUUGGGCCUCCCGAGGCCACUGAAGGCCCCGUGAAGCGCCGAGACGACUGCGAGAAUGACGACCAAGGCCAUGGCUUUGACUGCUGCUGCUGUGAUCCCUCGAUUCCAGCUACAGUAUGCGACUUUCGUGCCAGCCCUGAAGACUGUGUCUGUCUGGCAGUUGAAUGCCCAGAAGGCGCGCCGACGAUCCGGUCCGGUGAUCCCCUACCUACCAAGACGCCAGUACAUACACCUACGCCCACGCCCGCAACCCCGGAGCCGUGUUGCUGUUGUAACAUUGGGCUGGGUUCGAUCGUGUGCGAGCUGCGCACAGCCGUUGAUGAAGGGUGCUUCUGCCCGCUGGUGAUUUGCCCUGACGGUGCGCCCACCAUCACAGUAGAGGCAAGUCAGCCAGAGAAGACGGAAUAGGCUGGUACAAGAGACAAUACGAUACGGGCGGCAAGGAUGAGCGAAUGCGGGCUUAUCCUCCUUCGUUCUACUUGGAGCAUCUUGAUUAGGGGCGUUUUUUCUCUUUCCAUAUUUUAAGUUCUGUCUGGUAUGCCCGCAUUUAGGAACUGGGCGUUGUGCCAAUGUGGGAGUUAUUCAGUGAUAUCGAAGAUGUUGAUGGCGGUAAGCUCCAGCCACCAUUCCGACGGUUAUGACAAAGUUUCAGACCAUCAUCAGAUCAUCAAUAAAGUCUCGGGGAAAACGGUACUUGACACUGUCGAGCAACGUUAAUCAUUGUUAAAAAGGGAGGACGUAGGUAGACUUUAUGUUCCUUGCGUCUUGUUUGUAUUAGCUCCAUUGCUCCAAACUUACAUUGGUCACUUCACCGCUGUACGACUCAUAUCACCUCAGUCCAAAAGCAAGAAUAGAAAAUACCUG
Ilyonectria robusta is the source of this 1192-nucleotide messenger RNA. RefSeq lists its product as uncharacterized. The transcript has a single exon. Lineage: Eukaryota; Fungi; Ascomycota; Sordariomycetes; Hypocreales; Nectriaceae. The record is from RefSeq and is a predicted model, not a curated record. Bases 134 to 736 code for a protein of 200 amino acids.